Wyeomyia smithii (pitcher-plant mosquito) is the source of this 781-nucleotide messenger RNA. RefSeq names its product general odorant-binding protein 67-like. The coding region runs from base 75 to 671 and encodes 198 amino acids. The record is from RefSeq and is a predicted model, not a curated record. NCBI's taxonomy places the organism in Eukaryota, Metazoa, Arthropoda, Insecta, Diptera, Culicidae. The transcript has 3 exons.
AAACUUCGACGCAGAUAUAUAUAAACGUAGAUGACAGUGAUAUGAUUUAGUUGAAACUUUGUUUUUGUCACUUUAUGUUUGAAAUAGUCGGGAUGCAAUUUGUGUUUGCGAUUGUGACCUUUGUGGUGCUGCUCCAGAGUGUAGUUUACGGAGGCGACAACCCAUGCGCCAACGGACCACCCGUGAAUAAGAAUCCAGGAGAAUGCUGCGAUACUCCAAUGCUACUUGAUAAGGAAAUUAUGAUGAACUGCUACAAACAGUAUGGAGAGCAAACCAAACGUCAGAUGAAAUUAGAGGGAAUACCGCGUGGUUGUUGCAUUGCUGAAUGCGGCCUAAAUGCCACCGGCCUAUAUUCAAACGGAAUGAUACACCGCGAUGAUAUGACUAAAAUGUUUAUGGAUGUUGUCAAGGAUAUGCCACAGUGGCAGAUGCUUGUACAAGAUACUCUUGAUGAAUGCUUUAAGAUGGCGGAAUCGAUGAUGGAUCAGAUUGAAGCCGCAGCGAAGCUUGAGCCUAGCUUCGAAGGGGAAAAAAUAUGUCAUCCAAUCUCCGGAACGAUUAUGCGCUGCAUGGGAAUGAAUAUGUUUGUCAAGUGUCCUCCCGGAGUUUACAGAGAAAGUGAUGAAUGCAAUCAACUGCGAGAAUAUUCCAAAAUGUGUCCAAUCAUUUAAAGAUGGAAAAGUUUUGAUGUACAAAAUCAUAUACUGUUAAAAAUUGUUAGAACUGUAUUAGGAUAGAAAAUUUAAGUCAAUAAAUACUUUACUUGUUGCAAACUAUACAA